CUUUCCCGCCCGUGGUCCGCUGCGCCACUUCCGCCGCACCGGCCGCGAUGCCGUCCAGGUUGUGGUGGCUGGUGCUCUGGCUGCAGCCCCUGGCUACAUUGCCAGCAGGCGCGGUGCGCGACGAGGAGGCAGCGAUGUCAGUUCCCAGAUGUAAAUCUCUGAAGGAAAUGGACUUAAUUAAAACUUCUAUGUCAGACUGCUAUUGCUACAAUCAACAUUCACAAAUCCAGUGGACUCACGUGUGGUCAACUGUGCAGGUGACAGUAACCAGCCCGGGCCUGCUCAAUAUUGUAUAUAUCACAGGAAGUCAUAAUUGCCAGCACACAGAAAGCAUUUUAUCAUUUAUCAAAUGUGUGACUCAUAACUUUUGGGCACCAGAGGAGGCUAAGGAGAUAACCAUAAUCUUCAGUCCAUAUGGAGAAACUGUGUGCUUCUCUGUGAAGCCUGUCGGGAGGUUACUUCCCUACACAGUAAGCGUGAAUCGAAACAUUGUGGAUUUCAAACUCUUCCUUGUGUUUGUGACAGGCAUUUUCCUUUUCUUUUACGCAAAGACCUUGAGCCAAAGCCCUGUUUUCUAUUACUCUUCGGGUACCGUGUUAGGUAUCCUAAUGACAUUAGUCUUUGUCCUUCUGAUGGCUAAGAAACACAUCCCAAAGUAUAGCACAUUUGGGGCGCUAAUGAUUGGUUGUUGGUUUGCUUCAGUUUAUGUUCUAUGCCAGUUGAUGGAAGAUCUGAAGUGGCUGUGGUAUGGAAACAGAAUGUAUGUAUUAGGCUAUGUCUUGGUUGUUGGACUUUGUAGCUUUGCCGCCUGUUACAGUCACGGGCCUCUUGCUGAUGAGGGGAGCAGAGACCUUCUCACGUGGACACUGAGAUUCCUCUCCCUGGUUCUGGUCUAUACUGGUGUGGCCGCGCCUCAGUUUGCCUAUGCUGUUUUGACCCUCCUUCUGUUCUCCUGGAGUCUGCACUAUCUACUGAGAGCGUUCAGCUAUCUGAGGUGGAAAAUGAGGCCGUGGUUCCCAGCAGAACCUCAGGUGGCGAGGCACCUCACGGACGACGAGUACAGGGAACAAGCUGAAGCUGAAACAGCCAGCGCUCUCGAGGAACUACGCCAAGCCUGCUGCAGGCCUGACUUCCCUUCCUGGCUGGCUGUCUCCAGACUCCAGGCUCCUAAAAAGUUUGCAGAGUUUGUUCUCGGAGCCAGCCACCUGUCACCAGAGGAAGUCAGCACACAUGAAAAACAGUAUGGCCUUGGAGGGGCCUUCUUGGAAGAGCAGCUCUUUAGCCUGCAGACUGACAGUCUACCUGCAUGUUGACUUCACUCUGAACAGGAAUGCAAGUAAAAGGCCAAGAUCCUACUCCAGCUGGGUGGGACCCAUGCACCUCAGAGAAAAAUCAAGCCAUGCAAAUAAGGAAAAACUCUUUUGCAUUUGUGCAAGAGAGCUUUGCCGUGGUGGUGUAAAGGCUGAAAGUGUCAUUGCCACAUGCCCUGAAUGAAGACCUUCACGGAAACAGUGCAAACCUGUUCUUUAGGACCAGUGAACAGAACCUGCUACCUUCCCUUCACCGGACACUAACUCCCUUCUGGAUGCCCAGGAGCUGGCCCAAAAGGCUGCGUUAUUGCCCUCCGUCAUUCCCCUCCCCCAUACCGGUUCCCCAGUAUCAGUGCUUUCUAAGGUGCCAUUCACAUGGUAGUAGGAAGUGCUGUUGAAAGAAUUCUGAUGCUGGCUGUGGUUAACUCAGAGUCAUACAUUCUGCAGGCUCCUCGGUCUUUAAUGUUACAAAGGCAUUGUGGGUCUCCUAAAAGGCAGACAUCAUGCACAGGGCUUCUAACUUACUAACCACAAACCAUUUUUCAUGAGACUUAUAAUCUUUAGAACUCAUGUUUGGAAAUGCUAUUGAUGGUGGAAUUUAGGUUUGAGAGUUAGAACAAAAGCGUCGUCAGCAGCCUUGGCAGUCCCUGGUGCAUCUGGACUCAGGUAUAAACUUCUUCCCAUGCAGGCUCAGGGCUGUCUCCCUAUAGCCUUGGUCUCGAGGUGGUGCCCCAAGGUUUUUUGUUGUUGUUGUUUUUGUUUAGUUUUAAUAACUGUGACUAAAAAGAAACAUUUCUUAGGCUUAUAUUUGGUGUUUUGACAGGAUUUUAUAUGCAGACAUAUUAAAAAUGAUUUUUGUACUUUUUAUAUAUGAAAUUGAAAGUAUGGAAGCAUUUGUGACAUUUUGAGAUUUAUUUUUUUAAAACUGAUUAUAUAUGUCUACAAUUAAUACCCACUAAAUAGAUUUGUGAUAUCUCGUUUUGUUUUGUUUUGUUUUGCUUGUUUAGUGAGAGCAAAUGUUUGUUUCUUGAUCCAUGAUAAACUUCAGGAUUAAAUGAAUGACAAACUGGGCUUUGGGCCCAAGGAAAGGGGCAGAAAUAGCCUUAAGAGUUGGCUGUGGCGGACAUUCUGUGAACAGGUCGCUGCUUGAUCCUCUGAGAAUGAAAGUCAGCUUGUUUUAUCUUAUGUACUGUAAUGAUUAAACAACAGCAAAAACACAAAGCAUGAGAGAGGAGGAGGGGGACAAGACACAGACUUGGUCACUGUCAUCCCCUGAGAGUGAUGCUGACUUUGGAACUUUCUAUAGUCACUCUCAAAUGAUGCUCUCUCUUUGAAGCUCCAUGUCAGUGUUUCUGCCUCUGCUUUUUGACAGACAUAUGUAGUGAUAUCAGGAGUCUUUUUCCUUUUCUUAGAAACCUCACUCAGGUCAAUCUGUGCCUUUACGUGUUGACUUUAAAACGUCAAAGAAUGGGGUCUGGAGAGAUGGCUCAGUGGCUAAAAAGAGCCUUACAGAGGAUUUGAGUUCCGUCCUCGGCAUGAGUGACAUGGCAGCUUGCAGCCAUCAUAACUCUAGUGCCAUACCUUCCUCUGAGUUUGCAUGCACAUAAACACAGGCAUGAACACUUGUGUGUAACAAUGUGCUUCUAUUCAUUUUGGCAACUAUUUUGCAAAAAUAGACAGGAGUUGUAACAUUUUGCCACAGCUUAAUCUGGUUUUCUUUUUCAGUAACUUUAUUUAUGGGUGUUGUAUGUAACAGGUCAGUUGUAUCAGUGCUUGUGCAUUGCCAUGUUCACCUCUCACUACGCAGCUUGUCUAGUAUAGAAUGUGUUUGUGUGUGACUGACAUGUUAGCACCCCCUGAGCCACCAGGACAGCCCCACGGUUGGGACUUCACUGUGAAGCUGCAGCUCCCAGCACCAGCAAGCCGGUGUACCCACAAUGAAGACAGUGGCCAUCUUUCGGGAUGGCUGCUUUGCAUGUUUAUUUCUGGAAAGAAUCAUGGAUCUGUCAGAUUGUUCUGUGAGAGCUGUGAGAAGCUAAACAAUUAAAACAUUUCUGGUGAAAUGUU
Mus pahari (shrew mouse) is the source of this 3377-nucleotide messenger RNA. RefSeq names its product nuclear envelope integral membrane protein 2 (gene Nemp2). The transcript is spliced from 9 exons. The record is from RefSeq and is a predicted model, not a curated record. Gene Ontology annotation, cellular component: nuclear envelope. The coding region runs from base 48 to 1313 and encodes 421 amino acids. Lineage: Eukaryota; Metazoa; Chordata; Mammalia; Rodentia; Muridae.